GCGCAGGAGACAAAACCAAUCCAACGUCGGGAAGGCCGAGCUGGCGCGGCAGCAUCAGCAUGGCGGACUCAGGAACAGUAGGCGUUAUCGUGGCAAUAGUCGUGGCGAUCUUUAUCCUCGUCACGGCUUUGAAAGGAAUCCGGAUCAUCAAGGAGAAGGAAGUGAUGGUGAUCGAACGUCUUGGUCACUUCAAGACAACACUAUCGCCUGGUUGCCACUUCAUCAUUCCGUUCAUCGACCAGCCUCGUGAACACACUCAAAAAUACGUGGUGAACGUCGGUGAGCGCUUGACACUUGUCGACCGACCCAAGAUCAUUACGAUCUCGACGCAGAACGAAGUGCUCGACUUCCCCAAGCAACCAGUGAUCACCCGCGACAACGCUGCCAUCUUCCUCGAUGCGGUGCUCCAGUAUUCAAUCACGAGCCCCAAGACAUACAUCUACACUGUCAAGAACUUGCCGCAUCUAUUGAGCGUGCUCCUCCAAGCCCAGAUUCGUAAUGUCGCGGGCUCGCUGGACGUUGAUCAAAUUAUCGAAGACACGGCGCAAAUGGACCGCGUGUCCGGCUUGAUGGAUGCCGCCGCCGUUCAGUAUGGCGUGAAGAUUGCUAUGGUCAAGAUCCAACGCGUGGAUGCGGGGCCGUUGAGCCAAGUGCUGGCGAAGAAGAAGCAGGCUGACUUGAACAACAAAGAGAUUAUUAUCCAAGCCAAAGCCAUGAAGCAAACGACCGUCAUCAAUUCUGAAGGGAACCGCGACCGCAUGAUCAAAGAAUCGGAAGGUGAAGCCCAGCAAGCGCUCUCGCGCGCGCGCGGUGAGGCGCAGGCGAUCGUGAACGCAGCCACGGCCGAAGCCCGAAGCAUCAAGGAAAUCUCGAAAGUCGUGUCGCGGUCGGGCGAAAACCCCCUCCGGUAUCUGCUGGCGCUUAAGUACAUUGACGUGAUGCAGCAAGUGCUGUCGCUCAAGCAAACCGAGGUGCAGCUCAUGCCGUUCGAAACAGCGUUCAUCCAGACGAUCCGUGGGCUUGGCCUCAAUACGGUCGCGCCGUGCAAGGUAUAAUCGCCCCUCGCCUUUCCUUUUAUUUGUGUGAACGCAAUGAAGUAAAUUCACCCUGCCUCAUGAAUGCGUCG
Aphanomyces invadans is the source of this 1126-nucleotide messenger RNA. RefSeq lists its product as hypothetical. The record is from RefSeq and is a predicted model, not a curated record. Bases 60 to 1055 code for a protein of 331 amino acids. NCBI's taxonomy places the organism in Eukaryota, Oomycota, Saprolegniomycetes, Saprolegniales, Verrucalvaceae. The transcript has 4 exons.